This is a messenger RNA of Oreochromis aureus, 1892 nucleotides long. RefSeq names its product hemicentin-2-like. Gene Ontology annotation, cellular component: membrane. The record is from RefSeq and is a predicted model, not a curated record. The transcript is spliced from 7 exons. Gene Ontology annotation, biological process: cell-cell adhesion. NCBI's taxonomy places the organism in Eukaryota, Metazoa, Chordata, Actinopteri, Cichliformes, Cichlidae. Gene Ontology annotation, molecular function: integrin binding. Bases 274 to 1626 code for a protein of 450 amino acids.
UCAUUCUGAUUCAGUAUACAUGCACAAAAAAGAAAAGGUGGAGCAGAGAAGCAUUUACAUUUGUGCUGGGAUAAUACUCACCAUGGCCGUCCUUUGAGCUUUUGAGAUAACUUUGGAAAAGUAUUUGGAAUAAUCUGACAGUUUAACCAACAAGCUGAAUAUCUGAUUUGGGCAGAGAUCACUGGCUGAGGACCUUCAGUGAUAAAUUUGACUCCUGUGCCUCACAACAUCUAAUGCAAAUCCUGAAACUGAACUUUCUCUGGACGUUCCUGAAUGACACCUUAUCUCCUCCAUCCACCUCCAUCAUCCUGCAUGCUGCCUGUCACGAUGCUGGGCUUCCUCAUGCUCAUCUUUUCAUUGUGUGAUGCUCUUGAACUAAAGACAAAAAACAGUACUCAUGUCAUGUCUUCAAGUGAGGGCACUAAUAUUAUGUUGACCUGUGAAGCUGUGGGAAACCCUCAUCCUGUCUAUAACUGGACUUGUGAUGGGGAAAAUAUGUUGGAGAACACAAACAGUCUCAAUAUCACCCUAGUAAAACGCAACACAACCUGCACCUGCACAGCUACCAGUUAUCUAGGAAACAUAACUAAGACAUUCCAUGUUCAUGCUGAACCAAGAGGUUGCCCUUUAACACUGACAGCUUCUGAAAUUGUUGUGAAAUUUGGAGAUCCAAUUUCAAUCAACUGCAGCACAUCAGCCACAGAUGUUGAAGGAAUGGGCUGGGAGGCUCCAUUUGGAGGAACAGGAUUUGAACGUCCUCCUGUUGUCACUUGGAGGGUUGACCAAGUGGAAGAGUGGACUCCAAGUCCUUCCUGCUAUGCUACUUUGGUUGAUGGAUCACAGUGUACUGUGAGUCCACUCAUCACUGUUUAUAAAACUCCAGACUUUGUGUCAGUGUCUGACAUGGAUCAUGGUCCAAUGGUGGAGGGCAGAGAGCAUGAUCUGAAAUGUGAUGUCAUCAAUGUGGCUCCUGUACAGAAUCUCACAGUGACGUGGUACAGAGGCAAUGAAACUGUGCAAACAGAGACAUUUAAUCACUUCAAUAUGACUCCAGUAAACACAUCUUCUACUCUGAGAAUCUCCCCUAAGAGAGAUUACAGUGGAUUAACUUUUAGAUGUGAGGCUGAGCUGCACCUCGGACCCAAAGGACCACAGUUCCUCCCUAAUAUAUGUUCACCACCUUACACUGCUGUUGUUCUCUAUGCCCCUGAGUUCAAAAAAGGAAAUGAAAGCAAGGAGGUGCUCCAGGGUGAGGAUGUUACUUUAAGCUGUAGUGCUGACAGUAACCCGCCCUCAAACAUCAGAUGGAUCUACACAGCUGCUGUAAAUUCAAACGUGACCACUGAGGGACAACAGAAGAUUAUCAGUAUCACAGGAGUCACGUCUGCCAAUGCAGGCAUUUACAUUUGUGUUGCAGAGAAUGAAGCUGGGAGAAAUACACGAUUCGUCUCACUGGUGAUUAAAGAUAAAGUCCCUUUGCUAGUCAUUGGAGUGUUGCUCGCUGUAUUUGCCAUUGGCCUCAUCGUCCUCCUGGUCUUUAUUUACUAUAGAAACAGGCAUUUUUUUCUUGACACAGUAUCAAAUGCCACAGAUGUCCCUCUUACACCAGCCAGUAGUAAUGCUUAGGAUAUUUCCUGCAUUAUGAAAAAUGAAGUAAAAUUUUAAUUGCAUAUGUAAUUUAUGAUUUGUCCUACAAGUCAAUCAAUAAUAUUGUAUAAAUGUACAUUUAAUUUUUCCAUAAAUUAAUUAGUUGAAUUAAACAACUUCAUAUACCAGAAAACAAAUAGCAGAAAUAUCUAAAAUAAUAGGAAGGUUAUGCUUCAGCGAUAAUAAUGUUAUGUACAUGUCUGCUAAACAGUGCACGAAACUGCUGUAAAAACAAUUAACACUAA